CCUGCCUUGUGUCUGUGAGCUCCCAUUUCUGCCUGUCUAGCCUGUGCCUCUCUCUCUUACUCACAGUCUGUCUCACUGAGUCUCACACUCUACAGCAACAAUGCAAACCUCCAAGCAAACUACAUACUCUAUGCGCUCCUCCAGUAGUAGCAGGACUCCUGCUAUAUCAAUCACCCGUACCUCUCCUGUCUACAGGGCCCCCACUAUCCAUGGUGGGGCCGGUGGGUCCCGCAUCAGCAUCUCCUCCAGCAUCCGCAGUGGGUUGGGAGCUGGGAUGGGAAUGGGCUCCGGAGCAGGGGGCUUCUCCAGCAGCAUCCAGGUGAGCGGGAACAGCACCGACAUCAUGGGCAAUGAGAAGUUUGCCAUGCAGAACCUGAACGACCGCCUGGCCAGCUACCUGGAGACAGUGAGGGACCUGGAGCAGGCCAACAGCAGGCUGGAGAUUAAGAUUAAGGAGGCCCUGGAGAAGAGUGGACCUGACUUCAGAGACUACAGCAAGUACCACGCCAUCCUGGACGACCUGAGGAAGAAGGUGUUUGAUGCCACCAUCGACAAUGCCCGCCUGAUUCUCAACAUCGACAAUGCUCGCCUGGCAGCCGAUGACUUCAGAGUGAAAUUCGAGUCUGAGCUGGCCAUCCGCCAGUCUGUCGAGGCCGACAUUAUCGGCCUGAGGAAGCUCAUCGAUGACACCAACCUGAGCCGCAUGAAUCUGGAGAGCGAGAUCGAAGCCCUGAAGGAGGAGCUCAUCCACCUCAAGAAGAACCAUGAAAAUGACGUAAUGGAGCUUCGUAACCAGAUUGCCCAGUCAGGAGUCCACGUGGAUAUUGACGCUCCUAAGGGACAGGACCUGGCUAAGAUCAUGGCAGAAAUCCGGGCCAAGUAUGAGAAGAUGGCACAGAAAAACCAGGAAGAACUUAAAGCAUGGCAUGAAUCUCAGAUUACAGAAGUGCAGACCCAAGUCAGCCAGAACACAGAGGCCCUUAAGGGUGCCCAGACAGAGUUCAAUGAACUGCGUAGACAGCUGCAAACCCUGGAGAUCGAGCUGGAGUCACAGAGGAGCCUGAAAGCCUCUCUGGAGGGCACACUGAGGGACACAGAGGUACGUUACAACAUGGAGAUUGAGUCUCUCAACACCAUCAUCCGGGGUCUGGAGGCGGAGCUCACACAGCUGCGAAACAGUAUCCAGCUGCAGACGCAGGAGUACGAAGUCCUGCUCAACAUGAAGAUGAAGCUGGAGGCCGAGAUCGCAACAUACAGAUGCCUGCUGGACGGUGGAGACUUCAAGCUCCAGGACGCUCUGGAAGACCAGAAAACAAAGACCAAAGUGAUGACUGUCACACAGACCCUGGUGGAUGGCAAGGUGGUUUCCUCCAGCACAAAGACCAAGAACCUUUGAAUACCAGAAGCAACCACCUGACACUCCCAACAAUCGCUUUCCCUGCAUCAUAACACUAACAAAAGAUUGGCCAAAACUUUUUCAACUGGGUUCUCCUGAGUUCUUAGUCAUACAGCACUAACGCUCUCAGCUGUCACUGUAAUGAAUUCGACUUCCUGGGUAUACAGCUCUUUCACAGGCUGAUAAAAAAAACUGGAUCAGAGGAAAACUAAAUAAUCUUUUAUUUAUUUCAUCAUGAUGUUAUUUAUGUGUUUGUGUACUGAUCAGAAGAUGUUCAGAAUUCAGAAUUGGAGAACUGUGAGCGCUUUCAGAGACAAACUGAUACUACAAUGAAUAUUUCAAAGUAAUAAGAAGUCCAAUUAAAUACAAACCAUUUUUUAUUUUUCAUCAUUUUUGGUUUUCUUUCUGUCCAGUUAAGUCUGCCUGUUGCGCUGUGAUGUUCAGACAUUUCAAUAAAGUCGAUUUGAAAAAAAG
This is a messenger RNA of Xiphias gladius (swordfish), 1870 nucleotides long. RefSeq names its product keratin 18a, tandem duplicate 1 (gene krt18a.1). Gene Ontology annotation, molecular function: structural molecule activity. Gene Ontology annotation, cellular component: keratin filament. The transcript is spliced from 7 exons. The record is from RefSeq and is a predicted model, not a curated record. Gene Ontology annotation, biological process: intermediate filament cytoskeleton organization. NCBI's taxonomy places the organism in Eukaryota, Metazoa, Chordata, Actinopteri, Istiophoriformes, Xiphiidae. Bases 101 to 1396 code for a protein of 431 amino acids.